GUUAAACGUACCAUUUUCACUCUCCCUCUUUGGACUUAAUAAAACUCUCGGACUUAUCUGUUCUCGAUGGCGUUAUCAGCUUUGGUACCGGGCCAUUCGCCCCAUCAGCACUUCGCACAACAUGCAAUGAUGCCGGACCACGCCCGUAUGAUAAGCGAGCACAAUCGGGGGUCGUCUCUAACCGUGAUCACACCCACUUGCAACAGAUUCGACCAGAGCAAGAUGCCCCACGGAGCACCCAUGUUGAGCCCCGGCUGGUCUCCUGCUCACGUCACGCCACCGUGUACUACGUCACCAGAUUAUGCGCUCCUGCAAGCAAUGUGCCGCCAGAAUCUAGCCUUCAGCCAUCACCAAGUCAGUCUGGAACAGGCAGCAUACGCCUCAGCCGUAGAAUACGACCUCCGAAUUCACCAAGCAAAAUUGAUCCGUGAUAUGCAGCAGCAGAUGCAGACUAUGCAGAAAACGUCACAGCAUAUUCCGAUGACAUCACAUCCAUCCCAACAUCCAUUCAUGCCUGCUGGUCUCCCGAAGCAGCUUUCACCACCUCCAGCCGAAGAAGCCGAGCUUCCAUGGUGGAGCGUGCAGCCGCAGACAAAAGUACCACAAAACUCUGCGCCUAUGUCUGCACCUCUGUCGCCACUUUCGCCGAACUUCAAACUCGGAAUGCCGCCAAAUAUGGUCUUGCCCAACAGCCAAGCAGACGUAAAAAUGGCCGCCAUGUUUGCCGGCGGGAAACCGACCAUCGUGACAGCCAGGAGGUGCAGACGGUGCCGCUGUCCGAACUGUCAAAAUGCCACCAACUCCGGCAGUCCGAACAAAAAGAAGCAGCAUAUCUGUCACAUCCCAGGAUGCGGAAAGGUUUACGGGAAGACAUCGCACCUGAAAGCGCAUCUCCGCUGGCAUACCGGGGAACGCCCGUUCAUUUGCAACUGGUUGUUUUGCGGGAAGAGUUUCACGCGUUCCGACGAACUACAGCGACACCUGCGGACGCACACGGGUGAGAAGAGGUUUGUCUGCCAAGAAUGCAACAAGAGAUUCAUGCGCAGCGACCAUCUCAGCAAACACGUUAAAACGCACGAAAAUAAACGGAGUAAAACGAAAUGUUCCGAAGACGACAAGGAAUUAGACGUUGAGGGCGACUGUGAUGACGUCAUGGUUGACUCAAACUCUGACUCGGAAGUAGAUUCGUACGGCUCUGACUCUGAAUGUGAAAAUGUCAUUGUGGAUGUGUAGUGCUAUUUUUCCUGGGUUCAGGCUUUUAAAACGGCUUUAUGUUGGAAUAAAACGUCCAGUCACAAAUCAGAAUAUGCAAUUGUGGCGUCCGUUUGACACCGCAACUGGACACACUGAACUUAUUGAUUCAUCACGUUAAUGGAUUAUCAGACAUUUAAGAACAUUCUACAAUAGCUAAGCAGCGUCUGUGAUAAAAAGGAUGUUAUUCUGAGUUUGCAAUGCAUGCCGACACUAAAACAUAUGGCAUAGUUCUUGUGGCCGUGAAGCGGAACUAGAUGGCAGCACUGAUCCAUAUUGACAUAUCAUUAUCAUAUUAUUAUAAGACAAGUGCUGCCGUCUAUAAUUUAGCACGUCACGACAUCAUUUGUCACAGUAAACUUUUCCGCCUCUGUUGAAUGGGAAAAAAAUCACUAUGAAAGGGACACUGUCCUCACUUUACGAAAUGCCACUAGUGGUAAUAGCUGUACAUUUCCUUAAACUUCAAAAGGACAAAUGUGUUGUGCAGUGUUCCUUUAAUGGCAUAUUUUCAUCUGCAAUACAAAAACAAUGGUGCUAAUUUGUGCAACUCAACACGUGCGUAAUUCAUGCAACGGAAGUAUCCAAAGCUAGACUUCAAAUACACUGUACAUAUAGGAGCAAUUCGGUACAUGUUGGGAUGCUUUGCCAUGUCAUGGGUCAAGAAUCACCUGCAUGUAUCAUAUAUUUUAGGCCGGGUCUAUUUGGCAAGCCGCUCGCCGAACAGGCAUCUUUUUUUGUCUUGUUUGGAGAGCCGCUUGCCAAACAGCACUAAAAAGCCGCCCUGUUCGACCAGCCGGGCUUGCCAAACAGGUAAAAAAUCUACCCUGUUUGGCGAGCUGGAGACUUUACUUUAAUAUUAAUGAGUUCGGCUCUCCAUUCAGGACAAGAAAAAGUCGCUGUUUGGUAAGUCGGGCUUGCCAAGUAGUCACCUCCUAUAUUUUAAAGGCUUACGCCGUUCGUAAAGAAAUUGAAAUUUCUAACUGAAUUAAAAAAAUUCCUAAUGGGUAAAUAAAUACCAAAUAUAAAUUUCAGCCAUGCCAUUGAAGAGAAAAAAAUACAAAUAAUAUUGAUACAUGUACAAAGUUUCAGCGAAUUUGUAUGCAUAGUAAUUGCACUACAGCCUUGUGUACAACUGCAUUUCUAUUUUCUAUUUUUUGACCACCAGUAAUUACGAAUGGCGGACUCCUUCAAAAGGAAUACCUGAGACAAUACCACCAUUGAAUAUUCAUAGGUUGGAGGGUCGAGGCCUAUCAAUUAGACGAGUGCAUGUUUUUAACUCUCAAGUACAUAUUUGGAGAGGUAUUGAAAAAAUAUUUGCUGUGGCAAGUCUACAGAUAUAAAGAAAUUAUUUGAUGAAAAAAUUAAUUUCGAAUUUUGCUAAUUUGGUAAUAGGGGGCGUGUUUUGAGAUUUUUCUGCCAGUUAGCUGAAAAGAGUGAAAAUAUCGAUGUCUGUCUAAUUUGUCGAUUAUCAAAAAAUUUCCGUGGUCAACUACCAGUUUACCUUUUACCAUUUACUUGCCCGACUGUCCGGAAUAUCAUAUCAAAAUUCCAGAUUCAUAACCCCACGCAGUAUUUCAUGCGUCGCGGUCAAACAUUGACAAUUUAACUGCUAAAAGGCUUAAAAAAUCAAUGGUGGUCUUGUCUCACCUUGUAAACAGAUUAUUACCGGUUCCAUAAUACGCACGUGCUGAAUUGCCUCAACGUAUUAUUAUGCCAUCCUGAGGAUAACCUUAGGAUGAUAUUUUGCCAAAGCUGUAAAAAUCAUAUAAUUUGUUUUUUUGUUGAAUUACAAUUCUUUAUUGAACGGUUAUUUAUGUUCAAUUGCGAUUCUUUUUUGAACAAAAUGUAACAAAAGAUUUUCAGAAUUAUUAUAAAUAAA
This is a messenger RNA of Lineus longissimus, 3130 nucleotides long. Its product is annotated as transcription factor Sp5-like. Bases 67 to 1233 code for a protein of 388 amino acids. The record is from RefSeq and is a predicted model, not a curated record. Gene Ontology annotation, molecular function: DNA-binding transcription factor activity, RNA polymerase II-specific; RNA polymerase II cis-regulatory region sequence-specific DNA binding. Lineage: Eukaryota; Metazoa; Nemertea; Pilidiophora; Heteronemertea; Lineidae. Gene Ontology annotation, biological process: regulation of transcription by RNA polymerase II. The transcript has 2 exons.